Cladocopium goreaui is the source of this 1532-nucleotide messenger RNA. The record is from the annotation of a GenBank genome assembly. NCBI's taxonomy places the organism in Eukaryota, Dinophyceae, Suessiales, Symbiodiniaceae.
GCUAUGGCCAACAGCCAGAGGAACAGGAUGAUGAUGAUGAGGAGGAGGAGUCCAGCUCCAGCAGCAGGGCCAAGUCGUCUAAGAGGCAUUGGGUGCACCUGGGCCCAGAAUGGGGUGAGACCAAAGAGGGCUUCAGGUGUACAAACAAGAAGAACUCAGUGCCCAGAAAUCCAAAGUUGAAGUGGCUGGCAGCAAUUGACAAGGAGAGAUACCCACCUAGCACCACUUGCAUGCUCAGUGAACUCCAACUAGAGCAGCUGCUUUGGUGCUUGACUGGGCUUUCCCCUAAGAUUUCUGUGAAAGACUUGGAUGUGAAGACCAGAUGUGAGUUGACCCUUGGCUGGACUCAGAAGCAGCUGAUCAAGGACCAGGCACAGAGGGGAGCAGACCAGCAAGACAGUCCUCCCCCACCUUCUGUCUUUCAGAAGUACAGCAAGAUCAAAGGGCCCAAUGGAGAGCUUGAAGUAUGCCAUGUGGAGAGGGGCAUGAAGGUGGUGGUGGGCCCACCACAUGCUCCCAUUGCCUUGGCCUACAGAAACUCUUGCUACUACUUGAAGCUGGCAGAGACAAGCAAGACUUCUGAGGUGCUGAUGAAAGCAGAUGAUGUGUUUGAGCAUGCUGAUGGUGUGCAAGCUUGGUAUGCCAAAGUGGCAGAGACUGCACUGCUGAACCAGGAGGACAUGUGGGCUCAGCAGUAUAUCAGCCAGAUGAAAGGCAUCUACUUGGGUCAUGAAGGGGCAGCACUGCCCACCAGGCAGCAAAAUUUGCUUGAAGCUUUUGGCCAAGCUGCACAGGGGCAACCACAGAUGGGACAGCUGCAGCAGCAACCAGCACAAUCACAAGGUGGCCAGAAGACACCAGAGCAGCAACCAGUACAGCAGCCUGAGCAGAGUGCCACAGAAGAGCCAGGCCAUGGCCAACAGCAACCACCUGGGCAGACACCACAACAACACAUAGAGCAGACAGGGCAGCAGAGGCAGCAACAAGAUGGUCAAAGCCCUGUGCCACAGCCACAGCAGCAGCAGCAGCAGCAGCAGCAGCAGCAGCCUGCUGACCAAGCUGUGCCACAACCUAUUCAGCAGGUGGGCCAACAAGCACCAAAGCAAAGUGGCCAGCAGCCAGAUGCCACACAGAAUAACCAGCAACCUGAGCAGGCUGCACAACAGCCACCUGCAGAUGGCCAGCAGAACCUGCAGCAGGAUGCAAAGCAACAGGUGGGCCACCUACAGACUGAGCAGCCACCACAGCAGUCUGCAGCAGGACAGACUGAACAGACUGACUCACAACAGCCACAAGCUUCUGCCUCUCAGAUUGGCCAGCCACCAGGCCUUGGUGAUGGCCCUAAGAAGCCUGGUGAUGGCCAAGUGAAGACACAUGGUACUGCAGGGGCUGCAGAGGCAGCCAGGGAAGCAGGUGAAGCCUUCAGCUCUGAUGCACUUCAACUAGCCAAAAAGAGGAGACAAGAAGCUGCAGUGCCUGCAAAAGCCCAAAACAAGAAGUCCAAGGACAAUGCAGUGGUGAUUGACAGCUGA